This is a messenger RNA of Toxotes jaculatrix (banded archerfish), 4671 nucleotides long. RefSeq names its product guanine nucleotide binding protein (G protein) alpha 12a (gene gna12a). Gene Ontology annotation, cellular component: brush border membrane; heterotrimeric G-protein complex. The record is from RefSeq and is a predicted model, not a curated record. Lineage: Eukaryota; Metazoa; Chordata; Actinopteri; Toxotidae. Gene Ontology annotation, biological process: Rho protein signal transduction; adenylate cyclase-modulating G protein-coupled receptor signaling pathway. Gene Ontology annotation, molecular function: GTPase activity; D5 dopamine receptor binding; guanyl nucleotide binding. The transcript is spliced from 6 exons. The coding region runs from base 442 to 1599 and encodes 385 amino acids.
CACAAACCGCUGGCUGUGUGUAGUUUGGAUGGGCUGUCCCACUGUGCGAGUCUCUGCGUUGCCUUUACUAUUGUUGUGCAUUGGUUGGACAGACAGACUUCAGAUCAACUUCAGAUCACGUUUUCUGGGCAGGACGGACUCAAACAUCUGAACCUUCAAACUUUUUGAACAUUUUCUGGCUGUUUCUAAUCUAUGCAGGGUGAUUUUUGUUGAUGGCGCGGUCUAACCAAGAUGGACACGGGUUGUCUGCCGGUUGGAGACUAGAUAACUGCUUCAUCCACUAAAUCUAAAUGUAGACUUUAUUUAUUUAUUUAUUCGCAGGAAACGUAUGAUUCACCCCAGGUGGAUGUAACGGGACUGGGUCGUUUCCACCCCAGAGGUCUCAUCCUAUAAUGAACAUUUUCCCACCGAAGUUUCGGUGAACUUUUCCCACGACUCGCCAUGUCGGGAGUGGUCCGCACCCUGAGCCGCUGCCUGCUCCCGGCCGACGCCAGCCGGGACCCCGGCGGCAGCAAGGAGAGGAGCCGGGAGAGGGACGCGGCGCAGGAGCGGGAGGCGCGGCGAAGGAGCCGGGAGAUAGACGCUAUGCUCGCCCGGGAGAGGAGAGCCGUCCGUCGGCUGGUGAAGAUCCUCCUGCUCGGAGCCGGAGAGAGUGGAAAGUCCACAUUCCUCAAACAGAUGCGCAUCAUCAACGGGCAAGAGUUUGAUCAGAAAGCAAUGCUGGACUUCCGGGACACUAUCUAUGAGAACAUACUGAAGGGCAUGCGUGUGCUGGUGGACGCCCGGGACAAGCUGGGCAUCAGCUGGCAGAGCUGUGAGAACGAGAAGCAAGGCAUGCUGGUGAUGUCGUGGGAGGGACGUGUGGGGGCCUCGGGGGUCGAGCCCAGCGAGUUUCAGCUGUACGUGAUGGCUCUGAGUGCGCUGUGGGCAGACGCCGGCAUACAACAGGCCUACGCACGGCGCUCUGAGUUCCAACUGAGUGAGUCAGUGAAAUACUUCCUGGAUAACUUGGAUCGUAUUGGACAACUGAACUAUAUCCCAAGCAAGCAGGACAUUUUGUUCGCGAGGAAGGCGACAAAAGGAAUCGUCGAGCACGACUUUGUCAUCAAGAAGAUCCCUUUUAAGAUGGUGGAUGUCGGGGGGCAGAGGUCUCAGCGGCAGAAGUGGUUUCAGUGUUUUGACGGGAUCACAUCGAUACUCUUCAUGGUGUCGUCAUCUGAAUAUGACCAGGUCUUGAUGGAGGAUCGAAGGACAAACCGUUUGGUGGAGAGUAUGAACAUCUUCGAGACAAUCGUCAACAACAAGCUCUUCCUCAAUGUGUCCAUCAUCCUCUUCCUCAACAAAACAGACCUGCUGGUGGAAAAAAUUCGCACCGUGGACAUCCGCAAGAACUUUCCCGAGUUCAGAGGAGACCCCCACAGGCUAGAGGAUGUACAGGCCUUCCUGGUGCAGUCGUUCAGUCGCAAGAGGAGAAACCGAGGGAAGCCGCUGUUCCACCACUUCACCACAGCGGUGGACACAGAAAAUAUCCGCUUUGUCUUCCACGCCGUCAAGGACACCAUCCUGCAGGAAAACCUCAAAGAUAUCAUGCUGCAGUGACCUUCAUGCCGCAGACGACGGCUUCUCUGACUGUGAACUGUGAAACCAGCCAUGAAUUCAAACCUGGAGGACUGCUGAGAAGGCCUGCUUCGUUGUGACGCAUAUUAACACUGACCUGUGGAGCAGUCAGUUGACCCACAGAGUGGAUCUAGCUGAACUCUGAACCUGUGGAACCACGAAGCGACUCUGGAUCCGUUGGUGUACGUCGGCCCCUGUGGAAACUGUGAGGGUCACUGAGGACAAGACCCUGCAUGUAACCUGUUAAAAUGUGUGUAUGCUGGAAAGACAGUCACCUUUCUCCUACUUGUAGCACUCAAGUGUUUUUUCCUUAAUAUACAUGUUAAGAAAUGUCUAAAAAAGAAAGACGAGAAAAAUGAGAGAAAAGCACCUACUACAUGACAUGGGCACUGAAAGUGUUUUUCUCAGUUGUACAUAUAUAUAUAAAUGACUAAUGACGACCCCUGUCACUAAACCACGUCAGACUGCUGCCUGUUGAGAUGUAGCUGGAUUAAGCCGUGUGAGCAACGAGCGGGAGGGAAAGGGAGUGACCAGAAAGGAAGAAUAAGGAAGAAAGAAAGUUUAGAGCGAGCUGAAGAAUGCCUCGUCUUAAUGUACAUGUGACAGAGGGAGAGGGGUGAGGGUUUGUGCCCAUACUGGUCAUAUGCUGUUUUUAUGUGAUAAGCUUGCUCGAGUGUUCCUGUCAGUGAUCUUUAACAGAGGAAAGAGAUGAGUCUGUUUUAUUCUCCCUGUUCUCUCCUGCUCCUCUCCUCUUUCCCUCUACCCCCCCCCCCCCCCCCCCCCUUCAUCCCACCGUCAUACAAGAGAUGAACAGCUGCAGAUAACAAGUCGUAUCCCUCGUAUCCUUCCCCUCUCCUCCUCUCACUGGCACAAUAGACAGCUUGUUCGCCUCCUCCCUCUCCGACAGUCAAAUUAGAGGCACUUCUUGGUUUAAAGAAACACACACACACACACACAGCUCCCGACCAUGCACGAAUUAUGGUUCAUCUCUAUCCCUAUGCCUUUCUUUUAUUUCCCACCAGUAUCUCAGUAACCUGAGGCAUACGGUAAGUACCCCCUUUAUAAAAAGUCUUUGGGAUAUGGUUACACUGCUUGUUCCUGGUCUUUUGUCCUGUAAACGUGAAGGGAAAAGUAGAAAAUGACAGGGUUGAACUGUUAAUGACUUUAUUGCCAUGUUCCUGGCAGACAUUGUGGACUUUACCGUGCUGACUGUAGCAGUCGGGGUGAGAAGAUUAACACAAAACAUCAAAAUAGUGAACGAAACAAGCCAGGCUGAGCAAAAACCCAUGGAACUGAGAUAAUUUAUGCAGAUGAUAAUACACAGUUCUCUUCUAUGUUAGGUAUUUUCCAUAUCAGGACACCUCCGAGUGUAUUAUCACUGAUAACAUGUUAAUUCCGUAGGAAAAAUGUUAAGGAGAUGUUAAAAGUCAGUUUUAACCCGUGGUUACAGCUAGAUAGUUAAAGGAUUAAUUGAACAGAAAUAGAAAAUUAUUCAACAAUGAUUUCGAUAGUUAAUUAAUCACUGGUUAUUAAUGAAGUAAACAUUUGCUGGUUCCAGGCUCUCAGAUGGGGUCAUUUUAAUUCAGUUUUCUCUAAUUAAAUGGGUGUGAAUUUCAGACUGCUCGUCAGAAGACGUCACCUUUUACUGUUUUCUGACAUUUUAAAGCUCCACUAGUCGAUAUCAGUAAUGUGGAGCGUUUAAACAUCUUUCGCCUUUUUGUUUUGGUUUUAUAGCCCACAACCUGGUUCAGUAUCACUGCAUUUAAGAACUGAUGAACCCACUGCUUGGCACCAAACAGCAAACAGCAAGUAGCUGCUGAAUAUGGUGGAGCAUUUAGAAGCUAAAGAGCCUGAUAUUUCCCUCAGGAGGUGGUGGAGACCAAAAUCAGAGCUAUGACAGAGUGAAUUAGGCUUACAUAUGUCACAUGGCCAGAAACAUAACUCCAAAUAAAUGAUUAUGUUGCUCUGUGCCUUCUGGAUGUGUAAAUAAACCACUGUUUGCUAACAUAUUCUCCUUAUCAACUUAAGAGCUCAGCGAUGUGUUCACAGCUUGGUGCAAAGAAAAAAAAACAGUUCAUUCAGGUUCAAAGACCAAAUAAUUAAUCAAGUAAUCAAAACAAUUACCAACAGAUUAAUCAGAAGUGAAAAUAAUCACUAGUUGCAGCCUUAUUUAUGUCUGUUUAUCGCCAGUGAGAGUUAGCUGGUAAUGUAGCAUAAAGAAAAAGUACUGUUGCUAUGGUUGCUUGCAGUUUUAUAUACCUUGUGCACUGAUCUAGGUUGGUUAAACUGUUGGCAUGUUGGAGGUGUCCUUCUACGUGAUAUUAAUGAAUGACUCUCAGCCAAUCAGAGGCAUGGAUUUUGGCAUGGAUCCUGGGGUUCUGAAAAUAAGUUCUUGUUUAAGAUGUUUUUUAGUGCAUAAUGUGUGAAAUGAAAAUGUUGAUUUGAUUCCCAACACUUGCAUGAUGUGCAUUUUUGGUACGCAGCAGUAGGACAGAGCUGGGCUGCUCCUCCCACCCUGAGAAUUAAGUCCAAAUAGCCUUGAGGGGAAUGAGGCUACCCGUGAGCACUUCCACACGCCUUAUUAUAAUACUGUGUAAUUUGUCUGUUUUUUUGUGUGUGCUCAUCGUGACUUAUGGCCCUUUUGUGCAUGUUUAUACUUCCUGUACAUAGAAUACUGUAAGUAUUUGCCUGACACUGUGUGUUAACCUUGCAAUACAAACACCACUCGGUCUAACAGUAUCACUGUAACUGUAAUGUUGCUGUAACAUGUGUCGUUAACUAACCGAACCUUUCCACUCACACACGUUUUUUUUUUUUUUUGUAAGCAUCGUCAUUGCACUGGAUGUGUCCGAGAGAAAAACGACCCGAAAAGGAAAACGUCUGGGGUUUGAAAAAUUUAGAAAAGGCAAUGAAACAAAUAAACAGACGGCGGACUUUGAAAGGCGAGCAGGAUUAAGGCAGAGGAUGAAGAGAGGGAGGUCUGCUGCUGUUGUUUUUUUGUUUCCCAGUGCCUUGGCUCUGUGCUCUGUGGUGAAAUACACUGCCUUUUGCUGA